Molecule: messenger RNA, 2348 nt
Organism: Eleginops maclovinus (Patagonian blennie)
Lineage: Eukaryota; Metazoa; Chordata; Actinopteri; Perciformes; Eleginopidae
Molecular function (GO): GTP binding
Source: RefSeq, a predicted model, not a curated record
AUGGCCAGUGAUGCAAAGGAAGCCAAACAUGCUCCGAUUGUGAUGGUGGGGAAGACUGGAGUUGGGAAGAGCGCCACAGGAAACACCAUUCUCGGCAAAGAGUACUUUAAAUCAGAGUUCUCUGCUAAAUCUCUGACUACGGUCUGUAAAAAGGCUGUUGGUGAAGUGGAGGGACAAAGAUUUGCUGUUGUUGACACUCCAGGUCUGUUUGACACCAUGACUGACGAAGAGACGACCAGGAAAGAUGUUGGUAAGAGCAUUUCUUAUUCUGCUCCUGGACCCCAUAUCUUCCUGAUCAUGAUCAAACUGGGCAAAUUCACAGAGGAAGAAAAGGAGACAGUGAAGAAGAUUCAGGAAGUCUUUGGAGAGGAAGCAGACAGAUACAGCAUGGUUCUCUUUACCUACGAUGAUCUGCUCAAAGGGAAAUCUAUUGAAGAGUUCUUGGAGGAAAGCAAAGAUCUGCAGGAACUUGUGGACAGAUGUUACGGCCAGUACCACGUCUUCAAUAAUGACCUGAAGGAUCGUUCUCAGCUGAGCUUCAGGCUGUGGCGUCAGCAGUGUGUAGGUGUGGUUUGCUGCAGGAAGUCUGUAUUUAAGGAGGUGCUGCUGCAGACUGACUUCACUUCUUCAGCUCAGCAGCAGACCAGCUCCUCUCUCCAUAGCCAACCAUGGCCUGCAAAAGUGCCCGAGAUGGAAACAAUGUCCAUUCCUGAAUCAAACACAUACAAUAAUAAGGAAAUCCGGAUUGUGAUGGUGGGGAAGAGAGCUGGGAAGAGCGCCACAGGAAACACCAUUCUGGGAAAAAAGUCCUUUAAAUCAGAGUUCGCUUUUAAAUCUCUGACUAAAGAAUGUGAGAAGGCCUUUGGUGAUGAGGGACAAAGAUUUGCUGUUAUUGACACUCCAGGUCUGUUUGACACCAAGAUUGAUGAAGAGAAGACCAGGAAGAACAUUGCUCAGAGCAUUUCUUAUGCUUCUCCUGGACCCCAUAUCUUCCUGGUUGUCAUCAAAGUGGGCAGAUUCACAGAGGAGGAAAAGCAGACAGUGAAGAAGAUUCAGGAAAUCUUUGGAGAGGAAGCAGACAGAUACAGCAUGGUUCUCUUUACCCACGGUGUGCUCGAAGGGAAAUCUAUUGAAGAGUUGUUGAAGGAAAGCAAAGAGCUGCAGGAACUUGUGGACAGAUGUAACGGCCAGUACCACGUCUUCAAUAAUAAGGAGAAGGAUCGUUCUCAGGUCAGAGAGCUGCUCAACAAGAUCAGACAUAUAACAGAGAAGAACGGAGGAAGCCAUUACACCACAGAAAUGUUCCAGGAGGCCGAGAGGGCCAUAGAGGAGGAAAAACAGAGAAUCCUAAAAGAGAGAGCAGAAGAGAGACGCAAAAUGGAAGAGAAACAAGAAAAGAGAAUAACUAAAAAAUAUGAAGAAGAAUUACAAAAAAUCAAAGAGGAGAGGGAGAGGUUGGAAAGGCUAAAUGAAGAACACCAAAGAAUAAUGGAGGUGGAGAAGAGAAUGAGAGAAUCUCUCAAAAUAGAAAGAGAGGAGAAGAAGAGGAGAUUAAGAAAAGAGGAGGAAAAGCUAAGAGAAACUCUCAAAAGAGAAAUGGAGGAGGAGAGGAGGAGAAUGAGAGCAGAGGAGGAAAGGCAUAGAGAAGCUCGUGAAAGAGAAAUGGAAGAUAGGAGGAGAAUGAGAGAAGAGGAGGAAAGGCUGAGGGAAACUCUCAAAAUAGAAAUGGAGGAGGAGAGGAGGAGAAUGAGACAAGGGGAGGAAAGGAAGGCAAGGAAGGAAGCUGAGGACAGUUCUUUAAUAAUUGGCCAUGUUAUUAAAGCCUGCUUGUCUGCAGUGAAACUGUGGUUUUCUUGAUAGAGUCUGACCCUCUGGAAACCUCCUCGUUAAUCUUCACAGUCCCCCUUUUUGAUGUUAUGGUCUGGUGUGGUUUACAGUAAUAUCAGGUAUUUCAGAGGUGAGUUUCCAUUAGCAGGGUCACAGAUGGUCAGGAGACGUUACAGUUCUGAACUAAAGUCAUGUGCACUGAUUCCUUCUUUGAUUCCUUUUGCUUUUACAAGAAAAAGAGAAAGAUAUAUAUCAUGAAUUAAUGCUUUUAGGGUGUCGUACGGAUACGUUUCCUUUGGCUUUCCACAAUCACUGAAGGCGUAAUGUCAACGCUGGAUUUUGUAAAAUGAAAGUUUAAAUGUGUGUUUAAUGAAUUUUGUAUAUCAAAAUGAAAAGGUUGGAAAACAUUAAUAUGUAAAGAUAAACAUCUAGUGAUCAAUAAUGCCCCGUAAUAACAGACUGCUGAGUUCACAUUGAGUGUGUAGUGUGCUUUUGUUGAUUAAUAAAGGAUCUGAAAGAGA